This is a messenger RNA of Gigantopelta aegis, 1831 nucleotides long. RefSeq lists its product as uncharacterized. Gene Ontology annotation, molecular function: DNA binding. The transcript is spliced from 4 exons. Lineage: Eukaryota; Metazoa; Mollusca; Gastropoda; Neomphalida; Peltospiridae. The record is from RefSeq and is a predicted model, not a curated record. Gene Ontology annotation, biological process: DNA recombination; DNA integration. Bases 1 to 1602 code for a protein of 533 amino acids.
AUGUCGACGCAUGCACGUGUGGGAGAUUCUUUACGACAACAGUACGCGAUCGGUAAUCAGCACAACAGGCGGUUCCAACAGACUGAUGAGCCGUGCCUGCAGUACAAUAUGGGUACCGGCUAUGUGUGGGACACAGAACUCGAGAACGAUGCAGAUAAGGAUUUUAUUAUUGAGGGUAUUCGCAAUGGCUUCAGGAUUACAGACGUGGGGUCAACACAUAAAAAUGUCAACUGUGAAAACUACGAAUCGGCGACUAGCAACAGACUGGCAGUUGAAGCACAAAUAAACACUGAACUGGCAGAGGGGAAUUAUGUCAUAACCUCCGUGAAACCUAUUAUAGAACUUCAGCAGUUGCUCAGUGACUUCUUUAACAAGAAAAGAGCAACAAAAAGGCAACUACAGAGUUUGGCAGGAAAACUCAACUUUGCAGGCAACGUGGUCCGCGGGGGGAGAACAUUCCUUCGGCGCAUUCUCGACGCUAUCUCAAAUAUGCAGCAACCUCAUCACAAGCCAGUUGGUAGGGCUGUCGCAUGUUCAGCCAAUAACACCAGUGCAUUUAUUAUACAAUCACAUGUCCUCUUCUACUCUGAGUUUUCUCCUUUCACAGGUGAUCAAGUGGUUUUGGAGGAAGCAUUGGAUAGCGAACUCGCAAACUUCAGAGCUUCUGCCUUCUCGGAUAAUACCAAAAAGACAUACGGCACCCAUCGACGGGCGUACUAUAAGUUUUGCUGUCUAUUAGGAUAUGAAUCAGUGCCGGCGUCACCGGUACUCGUGGCUAGAUAUGCCACCUUUCUAGCUCGAACACUGAAAUUUUCAUCUAGCAAACAAUAUCUUAAUAUUAUUAUUCAACACACUCAUAAGGAAUGCGGGUUUCCUAGCCCACUGCAAGAUAACUAUAUUUUGAAAACGACCUUAUCGGGCAUCAAACGACAAAAGGGUGAUGCGGUGUCUAGAAAACUACCUAUUACCCCAGCUAUUUUGUGCCAAAUUUAUGAAAGGCUUGAUAUGCAAUGUUUGGAUGAUGCUAUGUUCUGGGCAGUGUGUCUCACGGCGUUUUAUGCACUGCUACAGAAAUCUAACUUACUACCGGAAAAGUCCGAAGAUUUUAAUCAAUUACGCUACCCAACCAGGGCGGCCUUUACCUUUUAUCACUGGGGAGCUGUUAUGUCACUGCGCUUAACAAAGACUAUACAGUUUAAGGAGCGGGUCCUCUCUAUACCCCUCCCCUAUUUGCCGAGUCACCCCGUGUGUGCAGUAUCGGCCCUGAUGCGAGCCUUCUCUUUGGCCAACGUACCAAACAGUCAUGCUCCAGCUUUCUUAAGCCACACGUCCACUAGAAUUAGCCCCUUACUAUAUAGUUCCUUCUUUGGCAAACUUAGGAAGGUAUUAACGGAUAUUGGAUAUCCAGGGUAUCAGUACACCGGGCAUUCAUUUCGCAGGGGUGGGGCAACUUUGGCCCUUCAAGCUGGACUGCCUACUGAAUGGAUAAAAAUGUUAGGUGAUUGGAAAAGCGAUGCCUAUCUGGCCUACGUGGAGGUGCCGUUCCAGUCCCGACUCGCCGCUAUGACUGUUUUAGUUAAAUCUCUACCUUUAAUGCCAUAGAAUAACAGUUUAGAUAUACACAAAAAACUAUGGCCUACAACGUAAUAAUUAUUCUAAAGUACCCCUACUGGCUACUUGUUUGUGGGUAGAUUGGGAGCUUAGAUUCCUACGGCAUCUUUUUGAUGGGCAGUAUAAUGCAAUGGGCUUUUAUGCCGGGAAUAAAGCAACCAGUUUACCCAUGAACAUCUUGUUGUUGUUAUUACUGCAUUAGACAAACAUAGUUUAAGUA